Messenger RNA from Phragmites australis (common reed), 1134 nucleotides. Its product is annotated as thiamine pyrophosphokinase 3-like. Gene Ontology annotation, molecular function: ATP binding; thiamine diphosphokinase activity; thiamine binding. The transcript has 6 exons. The record is from RefSeq and is a predicted model, not a curated record. Gene Ontology annotation, biological process: thiamine diphosphate biosynthetic process; thiamine metabolic process. Lineage: Eukaryota; Viridiplantae; Streptophyta; Magnoliopsida; Poales; Poaceae. The coding region runs from base 128 to 919 and encodes 263 amino acids.
ACAAACCAAACCAAACCAAGCGACACGCCAGGAAGCUCGACACGCGCAAGACGACCGCCUUGGCCUUGGGGGCGGGCGACUCACAGACCAGACGCCCGCGCGCCGACGACCCGGCCACCCAGACGCCAUGGCUCCCACGCUGCCGCGGCCGACGAUGCGCCACUCCUCCUCCUUCCUCGACCCCUCCUCGCCCGCCCCUCCCGACGACGCCAGCUCCAGCCUCGCGCUCAUCGUCCUCAACCAGCGGCUGCCCCGCUUCGCGCCCCUCCUCUGGUCGCGCGCGGCGGUGCGAGUGUGCGCGGACGGCGGCGCCAACCGCGUCUUCGACGGCAUGCCGGAGUUGAUCCCCGGACAGGAUCCCGACGAGGUCCGCGCGAGAUACAAGCCAGAUGUAAUCAAAGGGGAUAUGGACUCAGUAAGACCAGACGUGAAGGAAUAUUAUUCCAACUUGGGUACCAAAAUAGUUGAUGAGUCACACGAUCAGGACACCACUGAUUUACACAAGUGUAUAGCUUUUAUAACUGAGAAUUCACCUGUCGCUGACAAAUCUAAUCUUUGCAUCCUUAUUCUCGGGGCACUAGGAGGAAGGUUUGAUCACGAGAUGGGAAACAUCAACGUGCUUCAUCUCUUCCCAAAUACCAAGAUCGUCCUCCUAUCAGAUGAUUGCCUAAUCUUUCUGCUCCCAAGAACUCACACCCAUGACAUCCACAUUGAACCGGCGGUUGAGGGGCCCACCUGUGGACUGAUCCCCAUUGGCACACCGUCAACUAGCACCACGACCACUGGACUCAGGUGGAAUUUAGAUAAUGCCAGCAUGAGCUAUGGUGGAUUGAUUAGCACGUCAAACAUCGUGGAAGAGGACAAGGUGACGAUUGCUUCGGAUUCUGACCUUAUCUGGACAAUAUCGCUCCGGAACUGAAUCUGUACUAGUAAAGUACAGAGUACCAUUAUCUGUACCAAGGUUCCAAUUUUGUCUCAUGUAUUUCACACCGAGGAGACCUGCCUGGAUACCUCCAGAGAGGAAAAUAAUUCCGUUUCAUUCGGUGUCACAAACCUGAUAUAAUUUGAAUAUGUGAUUUGUUGGUUCUGGUGCCUGCACAAAGUUAAAUUAUAUGUAAAUGGGUUGUUGAAGUA